GCGGCCGUGCAGCAGCGAGUGGGUGGCAGGGCGGCCGUGCAGCAGCGAGUGGGUGGCAGGGCGGCCAUAUAGCAGCGACAGGUGGCAGGACGGCCGUGCACCAGCGUGUGGUGGCAGGGCACCAGGCAGCGGUCAUGGUCAGUGUCACACCAACAGUGGCAGAGGGCAGAAGUACAGGUGCUGCAGCAGCGUUGAUAUCUUAGUGUUCACUGUUCAACUGCAGACGACCAGCUUCAUACCAGGGGGUCUGUGUUCAAGGUCUGCUCUUCACUUUUUAUGAGUAGUUAGAGGUCAUGAUGUGUGGUGGGUGUUUGUGGGUGCUGAGUGUGGCACUAAUAUUCAGGUGGUUAGCACAUGGUGCUGUCCCUCCACCCAUACGUCCCUCCCCCAACACCAACUACAAGAAGCAAGGUAGCAAGAGUCAUGCAGACCAGAUGCUGGAGCAGUUGCUGACUCAGGAGGAAGUCCAUAGACUGAUGGAGGGUUCUUUCUACCCAUCAUAUGUGAACCAUGGUAAUGCAGUGCACAUCCAGGGCCAGUCCCUCCCUUUGGCAUCAUCUACUGCACCACCCAGUCACUCAGACAACCAGCAGUACACCAGCUCACUUAAUCCUCAUUACCUGCACUCUUCACUAUACCAACAACCUUCACCAUCAAAUAUUUAUUCAUUAGGACUGCACAGGCAACCAAGUGAUAAUGCUAAUUUAUCAAGAAUUAAUUCCAAACUGAUGACAGAUGUGGCCUUGGCUCUCCUAAGUGCUCAAAAUGCAUCACAUACAGAAAAUUCUGAGACAGGACAAACUUCAAAUCAACACCCAGAUUCUCAAUACCAUCACGGUAUGCACAGUCACUCUCAUUCUCAUCUACAGAGGAAAACGAGUCAGAGUACACAAAAGCAAAGUGAUCACCAUUCUGAACUGAACCAAAAAGGACAGCUUUCAGCUCCACAAACAGGUGAGGUGAUGUCACAUGGGCAGUCAUCAGCUUCAUACAAUGAUGGAGACAUUGCAUUCAACACCAUCAGAAAACCAAUAUCUACUGUUCCUAUAGGAAAUACUGUAAAUAUACACAUGCCUGAUAGUUCCAACAGCCUACACCAAAAAAAGAAAGCUGAUAUGGCUGAUAUCUUGACCAACCUCCAGAUUCUCACCAUCCUAAUGAAUCAAGAACAUCUGCAACAACCAUCUCCAUUGCCCCAUUUUCAAAUAACAACUGUUGGUACUGUCAACAGUGGAAACAAUCUCAUGAAGCCAUCAGAUAAUGUGCCAACACAAAUUCCUUCCCAGUAUCAAGAUCUGCCCUUGCAGGAGGAGAAGAAACAGGAGCAUCACAAAGUGGGCUCUGUAUUACCUCCUGGAGUUGUACCCACACCUUUGCACCAGGCUGGCAUAUACCAGAUACAAGCACGACACAAUGGGCAAGAGCCAGAGCCAAAGAAUUACUACACUUAUGCAAGUCAAUUCCCCUUCAUCGUUAACACCUCUGAGGAGACAUCCUCAGUAACCUCACUACACAAAUCAAGUAUUAAUCUCGUGAACUCUGAGGGUGACAAUUCAUCAGGCCCUGACUUUAAUCCCAAACCAGUGAUGCCUUUCAAGACACCACCUGUCAGUAUCCCAAGGUUCACCACAGAGAGAGCACCCAAUUUUCACCUCAGCAAUUCGUUUAAUCCAUCAGCCUCUGGUAAUGAUUUGCCAUAUUACCAGAUAACAAAACCUUUGUUUUAUGAUGAAAAAUUUGUACACCAAGACACAGCAACUGCUCUACCAACAAACUAUGAAAAUGCUGACAUUGACAAAUUGAUUCACCAGUUCUCUCACCAGGUCAUCUCACACACUCGCACUGCUCCUGUUCCAGACCCUGGAAAACCUCAGACAGAGCAAGGCCUAAACACAAUACUCAAACAGCUUGAGAAUCUUAGUAAAUCCCUUGAAAUGUUGAAAAGGAAAUACUUAAAUGAAAAACUUUCUAGUUCACCAUAUCCAAUUUUGCAAAAUGAUCCAGUCAACAAUUUUAGCAGUGAGGACCUCUUUCUUGCCAGUCUGUUACAGUCUCAGAUGUUACAGCAGUCUACACCACAACAGGCAAGCAUCAUCAGCACAGACAAGCCCUACAUCCCAGCUAUCCACAGUGAAACAUUCAUUCAGAUGGAUGACCCAAUGCCCCCUGCACCACCACCAGUGGAAGCUGACCUUAGCUCCCUGCCACAAGCUGACUCUGGGGGUGGUGGUGGUGGUGGUGGUGGUGGUGGUGGUGGUGGUGGUGGUGGUGGUGGUGGUGGUGGUGGGGGUAGUAGUGGACUUGAGGACUGCAUGAAGAGCAAAUUGUGCUCCAUUUUCAUUGCCUGUCUAGUGGCAACUGGGACCACUGCAGCCUUUACUAUACCUCUCCUUACACCACUCUUCACUGUCCUUGGAAAGCGACGAAGAAGAAAUACCUCUUCUUCAAUUAUGAUUCCUCAAAACUCUGUGAAAAUCAUAGAGUCCUUUCUUGGUGAGCAGCCAGAGGAAGGCUUUACUGAUGACUUGAAACAUGUUUACAGCUCAUUUAUGACCCCUGAGAAUGAGAACAGUAAAAUAAUUAUGGAUAAUAUCUUGAACUACUUUAUCCAUAACAAAGAAUAUCUGCUAAAGGCUGCAUCAUGCAAAAUUGAAAGCCUCUCUCUCAAGCAUAUACCAAAAGAAUUCCUGGAUAAGGUAAAGAGAAGUGACUCACACAAGUUAUUGGUAUCACUAAAGAAAAUUUUGGCAAUGCAAGAUGAGACAGUUACCAAGAUAACACCUGAUCAAAUAGACACUGUAAUGGGAAGUCAUCAUAGUGUUGUACAGCAGACCAUACUGAGUGGCAAUACCACUCAUAUAAAAGAUGAAUUAGCAAUAAAGAAUUCCACAAGAGUGGUCACAUUGGUACCAAAUUUAAACAUUAUGCUGAAAAGCUGCACUAAAAAGCACUUUCAUCGCCCAAACCCAAUAAACAGGACAACUCAUGGUGAAGUUAAAAAAUUAAUUAAUCCACUUGACAUUCUUCCUGUUAAGUAUGAUGAAGUCCCAGGAAUAGACAGUGCCCACCAACAGAAUAGCUUUUCAUUUUUAACUCAACAGAGAAGAGACAGCAACUCUUCAAUGAAGGAACAGAAUACACCAAUUCAACCUGGUAAAAGUGGCAUAAGAAGUGAACAAUAUCUUUCAGAGAGUGAUGAUGUGAUUUUUCAAGAAAUAUUGCCAAUGACACGAAACCCUACUGGCCAGCUGCCAGUAGUAAGCAGUACUCCAGAUCACUCACCAAAUCUUGGCAAUCGCAGAACUCCAAAAGUCACCAGAUAUUCUACAAAAAAUGUUGCUUCAGUUGAAUCUGAGUCAGAGUCCCUAAUAAGAUCCUCUGUUAUGUUUGAGGAAUCAGAGCAGCAUUUAUCUUCACACUCAACCCCUAACACACCCAGUAAUCAAAAUCAAAGCAUUUAUCUUCAGCCACCUGGAAAUCUGCCAGGAAGAAACCAAAAAGUGCCACCACCUUCUGGUGCUGCUAAAGCCCCUGGCAGCUUCAGCAAACUAGUGGACUUCUACAAAUUAGUAUGCAGAACUCUCACUGAGCCAGACAUUCCUAAAACAGAAAUCAUCAACUUCAUAGCUCAAAGGUGCAUUUUAAUGGCUUAUGCAGGCUUACUCAGCUGAGUAAAUAAAAUAACAUGAAAACAGUAAAAGCACAGAUUAAGUAUUAAUUUUAAGAUAAAAACAAAAUACUACUAUUAAUGAAUGAAAAACUGCCAUUAAAUUAAACAACUUAACCCUUAAACUGUCCAAACAUAGAUCUAUGUUUUUUCAACAUUUUGAAAGUAUGUAAAAAAAGUAAUUUUUUUUUUUUUUUUACAUUUGAAAACGUGUAAAAAAACUUUGAUCUGUUUUUUUUUGUUAUAUUUGAAAAUAUGUAAAAAAAAAGUAGAUCUACUUUUGGAGCACUACACAUGUGAACAUAGAUCAGCUUAGACAGUUUAAGGGUUAAAUUCUGCAGUAAUAUAUAAAAGUUGUGCUUUUUUGCCAUGAUUUAUCUAUGACUGCAUAAGUGAUUUUUUAUUAUAAUAAUAUCUAGAGGACAGUUUGCUUCUAUGACUGCCCUCAAGGGAAGUUCCUUGAUGCUGCUGAGGGGCUUUUGAUCCAAGGAAGUAGACCUGAGCUGCUCUUCCUUCAAAUGAACCUAACUGCUUCACAUUCCCUGAGGUACUCUGUAUAUAUGUAUGUAUGGACAUACAGCAGGGAUGUGUAAGCAUGUUACAUAGGAGUGAGUGGAGACAAGUGAUUUUUGGGAUUUGAUGAGCUGUUGGAGUGUGAGCAGGUCAGUAUUUUAUGAAGGGAUUCAGGGAAACCGGUUAGCUCGACUUGAGUCCUGAAGGUGGGAAGUACAGUCUGUGCACUUUAAGAGAGGUGUUUGGGACAUUUGCUGUUUAGAGUUACAUCUAAACUGUUGUAUAUCUGUGCCUCUGCAAAGAUAUUGACAGUGUGAAUGAUGAUGAAAGUGUUUCUUUUUUUUUUUUUCCUUUUUGGUCACUCUGCCUCGGGUAGAUACAGCUGGUUUGUUAAAAAAAAAAAAUACACAGCUUUUCCUCACUUAACGUCAGAGUUCCUUUCCUAAGACUACGUUGGUAAACGAAUUCAUCGCUAAGCAAGGAGCACACUUUAAUGGUAGUGGGUUUGUUUCAACCAUCUUUGACAUUGUCUUAAUGUCACCUUUCCACCAUUUAUAACAUUUUUAGUAUAUUUUUAAAUGACUAUACAGUAGUGCACUGUAUAUUGUAAUAAACAGAAUAAAGGAAAUCAGCUCUAAUAUACAGUUGCUGUCUACCAACUUACUACAGGUUGGCCAUCACUAAUCCUGGUUCUAUCAGUAAUCUGGCACUAAUUUUGGGUAGCAUAAUUUCAAAUUUCUGGGGUGGCUACACCAACCUGCCACUACUGUUUGGUGGCACUACUUGCUGCAUAAGUCAUUCCAACUUCUAUUUUUCCAUUUAUUGUUAUAAGCUGCUCACUUUUAGCCCUAGCCAUUGUUCCAACGAAAAAAAGAAAUGUUUCUCAUUGUGUACAGCACAUACACCAUACAUCGUCCAUAAAAGAUAAGGUGGCUUUGAAGCCACGGUUGGUCACCAUGAGCUCAGCUCACUCAGAUAAGCUGUAUUUAGUAAAUUUGGGCCUACAUAUGAGAGAAUAGGUCUGUGUGGUAAGUGUGCACUAUAUAAAAAAAAAACCUGUAGCAUGCAGUGCAUAGUGAGAAAAAAAUGCAACCGUAUUUUUGGUGUAAAACAGCGACUUUGCAGUGUAUUUUCAUGUUUUUUUUUUUUUUUGGUCUCAUUUGAUAGAAUGGAAAAUAUAUUACAGAAAUAGAUAUGAUUUUGAUUGGUUUCACAAAGCAAAGUACCUUGAAAUUGAGCUGUAAGAAGAAGAAAUGUUCAAUUUUUGCCAAUGAUCAAGAGUAAACAAAUGAUGUCACUGUCCAAUAUGUGUCCAAAUAGCUGGUCUAAGAUGCAGUGGAAAUGUAAACAUAUGCAGUAUAAUGUGAUCACAUUAUACUGCAUAUGUGUUUUUAUUUCCAUUGUGUUAGUAUUUUAUACCAUUUAUUUCUAAGAUGCAGUCAUGAAUGGGUUGACAUUAUAUAUGCAAUUAUUACAAUAAUGCAGUAAUCUACAUAAGAGUACGUAAAUCUAUUUUUUAUGUGAAUAAAAAUUAAAAAUGUAAAACAAGCAUAAUAUAAGAGGGGCCUGGAGACAUGACUUAUGAACAUAGAAAAUGUUAUUUUAGUGCCAGAAAUGUCUGCAUUGUUUAUUAUGGACCUUAUUUUGAAACUGGCAUCUCUUGAAAUUUGUUCAAAAUUGGCCAAAUUACCAAUUUCUGACCACUUUAUUGGGUAGUUGAAAUAGGUAAAUGGGCAGUUUCUUAUACUCAACAGAAGGAAUACUAGUGAAAUAACUAUGAGUUUGAUAGACUGGAACAAUGGAAUUUGCCAAAAAUAGGGCGUAAAGUGGGUGAAAUUGCCAAUGCGUAAAUAUCGCUGUUGGGUUAAGUGUAUUCUAACGUAACCACUCUAUAAUCCGGUAAAAUCACUAAUCCGGCACCAUACAGGUCCCAAUGGUGCUGAAUCAGUCAUGGUCACCCUGUACCUAGGAGAUAUAAUAUAUAUACACCUACCAUCCGACUUACGACCUGCUCGACAUACGACCACUCGACUUAUGACCGUGUUUUUUAUGCCAAAUUUCUGGGAAAUAAACAACUAUUUGUGUUGUACACAGUGUUUAUCCUAAACCUUACAGUAUAAAAUACAGUGCUAACAACAUAAAAAGUAAAGUAAAACAUGGAAUACCAUAAUAAAACAAUAAAAUAAAGUCAUUACAAAAAUGUUUUGUUGAUAUUCAGUAGUAAAGUUCGACUUACGACCAUUUCGACUUACGACCGGUUUCUCGGAACCGAACUCAGUCGUAAGUCGGAUGGUAGGUGUAUAUAUAUUUUUUUUUUUCAACA
This is a messenger RNA of Cherax quadricarinatus, 6503 nucleotides long. The record is from RefSeq and is a predicted model, not a curated record. NCBI's taxonomy places the organism in Eukaryota, Metazoa, Arthropoda, Malacostraca, Decapoda, Parastacidae.